This is a messenger RNA of Durotheca rogersii, 2262 nucleotides long. RefSeq lists its product as uncharacterized. The transcript has a single exon. The coding region runs from base 687 to 2231 and encodes 514 amino acids. The record is from RefSeq and is a predicted model, not a curated record. NCBI's taxonomy places the organism in Eukaryota, Fungi, Ascomycota, Sordariomycetes, Xylariales, Xylariaceae. Gene Ontology annotation, molecular function: protein binding.
CAUUUCGUGGAGGUACCUUUAAUUGAAGCAGAACGUGCUAUGCAGGUCUCUCCAGCCCAUCACCAGACCGGCUGCCCCCUUCAGCAAACGACCCGGAUGAAAGACCAAAAAGAAUAAGAAUAAAGACAAAAACGCCCAAAGCCGAAUGGGAAAUAAUUAGCCACGAACAAUCCGCAUUGUCUCGUGGGAAUAAUUAUAUGCUAAAGACGCCGGACGUGUUUGCCCAGGUGCGCAGCCGGGCUCGCUUCGCCUAGGGGUACCUCCAACGUAUCAUGGUACUAGGGAGUUGUGAGCAAGUGGAGAGCGAGAGAGGGAGAUUCCCAGCCAAAAAUUUGAGCGUGUCUGGACGCGCAUCGCGAAUCCAGGGACCCGUUCCCAAGACGCGCGCAACAGAGGAACCCACACCCGUUGCAGGGCGUACGUGAUACAGCCAAAUUUCCCAAAUCUCUCAAAACCGUUUUUUUCCCAUUCUUCCUCCUUCCAGUCUCUCCUCUUUUCCCCAAUUCCUUAAUCCACUUCCUCUACUCUACUUGACUUCACCUCAAUUGACUCCCCCCCCCCCCCUCCCCUUUCCCUUCUCUACCUUAUAACCCCCUCCCCUCCUGUUAGCCCUCGACCGCCAGUCUGAUACGGGUGGGUUCUUCUGCUAUGUACGCUGGCCUCUCGUCGGCCUCGUCAUCAUCAUCAUGGCGUCCUCGCCUGUCAAGAACAUCGAUGGAGCCAGUGCAGAGGAACCUACUCUGCCUCCUGCCUCCUCUCUCUCCGGCACCGCGUCCAUGAAGCGUCCUGCUCCCACUCUGCUCCCCCCGUUCGAGCCUCUCUCGUCCUCGCCGGGCUUCCCACGGCCGUCGAAGAGACAGGCUCGGGAUAGGACUAUCGGAUCGAAUGCUUUCCUCAAGUAUCCUACGCCUAUCCCGACCUCGAGCACCGGCAUCCUGUCGUCCUCUCCCCCGCGCGUCCAGCCGUCGCUUGAGGGCCCGCAAUCGGCCGUCUCAGAGAGGGCACCGCUCUCCGCCGUGCCUUCGGUCGAAUUGAACGAGAACGGCGAGACGCUUCUCAUGGGUCGGUCUACCAACUCGUCUCACUACCAAUUAUCUGCCAAUCGCCACAUCUCCCGUAUUCACGUCAAAGCCCGGUACAUCCCAGCCUCGACGCCUCUCGAGCCGAACAAGGUGGAGGUCCUAUGUAACGGCUGGAAUGGAGCAAAAUUGCACUGUCAGGGGCGGACCUGGGAGCUGGCCAAGGGGGAUUCGUUCGUGUCUGAGACUGAGAACGCUGACAUAAUGUUGGAUGUGGAGGACGCGAGGGUGAUGGUGCAUUGGCCGAAGAGGGAUCGGCGCGAGUCUAUCGCGAACUUGUCUGACUCGUCGUGGGAUGAGUCGCCGCGAUCCCGGGGCCGGGCUAACGGGCCGGCAUCGGACUUCCUGCAGUCGAGCCCCCUUCGACGCCAGACGCGUAUACAGUCGCCCGAAUCUCCCACCCCGGCUAACAACCGGCCCUCUAGCAAUCUAGAUGACCUGUUGCUAGCCAAUGACACGAGCGAGCCGGUCCAGAUUUACGAGGAUGCAAGCGGGGACGAACACGAACAUCUAAAGUCCACGCCGGCUGUAGAUGUCUCGUUCGCCCAGACGGAAAUCGCGAAUAGUUUCUCGAGCGAUCUGAGCGAUCCCGAUGAUGAUGAUAACGACCCGGACGAGGAAAACGAUCCCAUCGUGCACUCAUUUGGCCCCUUCGGAGCCAACCUCUCAAACCGGCUGGCGGCUUUCACGGCUGCGUCCCCGAAGCAGCCGCGGCAUAAGCUGCUCGCUGACGUGUCGGCGAAGCCGCCGACGGGACAGGAGCCGGAAGAGAAGUUCCCGGACCACGUCGACGCGGAUGCGGUCAGAAACCACGUCGUGAACCAGCUGGCGUUUUCCCGGCUGUCGUCCAACCCCUUGUCGGGAAUCUUGAACAACCUCCCGGCGGAGGAGAAGAAGGACCUGACCAAGCCCACGCUGCGCAGAAUCAUCGAGACCACGCCUUGCAUCGGCGUCAUCGCCCGCCAGGGCAAGGAUGCGGCGGGGCAGCCGCUCGAGAGCGAGUAUUACUACAUCUCCGAGCGCGACACGGACGAGUCGCGACGGGUCGCCGUGACGGACGGGCUGCGGAAACCCAGCCUGCGAGCGUGCAGGAAGCAGCACAAGGUAUUUUCCCCCGUCCGAGAGUUGAUGUCGGGGAACGUGGGGUGUUAACUGCGAGCAGCAAUACUAUUGGAAGCGACCG